Messenger RNA from Effrenium voratum, 1623 nucleotides. Lineage: Eukaryota; Dinophyceae; Suessiales; Symbiodiniaceae. The record is from the annotation of a GenBank genome assembly.
AGACAGAGUCCGCCAAGGCCGCCCUAUGCCCGCAAUGUGGUCACCAUGAGCCGUCGGGGAGAAGGGCGGGCUCGUUUCGAGCAGCUGCGGGGCUUGGCCCAAGGGCGGGCCUGGCAGCGUGCCGUGGAGGAGCUGGCGCGGGCCAAUGCCGAGGGGGAGGCGAACGUCUUCCACUUCGGGGCGGUGCUGGGCGCGUUGGCGGCGCUGAGCUUGUGGCGCCAGUGCUUGGACCUGCUGAAGGCUGUGACGAGUUCUCGCCUCGAGACGAACGUGGUGCUCUACAGCUCAUGCGUCACGGCGUGCGAGAAGGGCGCCCAAUGGCUGUCGGCUAGCCGGUUGAUGCAGGAGCUCGCUGCUGGGGCAGUGGAGACGGACACCAAGCUGCACAGCGCCGCCAUGAGCUCCUACGCGCAGGCCUCCGUUUGGCAGAGCGCCAUGCUGGCGCCGCUGCUGCAGCUGGCCCUGGAAGUGGAUGUGGUGGCGUUGGGUGCGGCGGCCAGCGCCUGUGAGAGAUCCCUGCGCUGGGCGCCGGCCUUGGAGCUCCAGGCGUCCGCGGGGCGCUGGGCGCUGAGGGCCAGGGGCCGGGCGCUGGCGAACGCGAGCCUCAGCGCUUGCGCGGCGCGCUGGCGCCGGGCGCUGCAACUGCUCGCCGGCUCCGAAGCGGAGCCGGACCUCAUCGCCCACAACGCCUACAUCAACGCGGCGGAGAAGGCGAGCCGCUGGCAGGACGCCGUGUGUAGCCUGCGGCGCUUGCCGCAGCGCAGCCUUCGGGCGGACGCCUUCUCCUUGGCCGGCGCCAUCGCCGCUGCCGGCGGUGGCCACUGGGAGUUGGCCUCUCGGCUGCUGACCGGGGAGCCCUUGACCGCCACCGUGGCCUGCUUCAACGCCUACGCCGCGGCGUGUGGCGCGGCCUUUCAGUGGCGCAGGGCCCUUCACGUGGUGCCCGUCAUGCAGGCGCGGGGCUCCGCGGAGGCAGUGACCUGCAACGCCGCGCUGACGGCGUGCCAGGUGGCCACUGCGUGGGCCGGCGCCCUGAGGCUGCUGGAGGCCCCCGCUUUGGCUCGCUCGCGCGACGUGAUAUCCUUCAGCGCGGCGGUGACGGCGUGCUGUGACGCAGCCCACUGGCGACAGGCGGUGGAACUUUUUGCCUGCAUGCAGAGAACCGGCGUGGACGUGAACGGGGUCGUUUUUGCGGAGCUGGCGCGUGCCUGUGGUUCGGCCUCGGAAUGGGAGGCCAUGCUUUCCAUCACGGGGCAGAUGAGGACGAAGGGCUUCGCGCCGGAUGCUUUGGUUCUUGCUUCGGCGAGCAAUGCCUAUCAAAAGGCUGAGAACCUUCCUCGCCUUUUGCUGGCAUUGGUAGAGCUAGAUGCCAGGACCACCUCGCUUUGCCAACCGAGCGUGGAAAAAGAAGGGAGCGGCUGCACGUGUCACGUGAGGGUGGUGAGAUCGCAGCCACGGACGCGACAGCAUGCGACGCAGCACGUCGCACUAGGCUUGGACUUGCUGGGGUCGAAGCCUUGCGCGGCUCCCCCGCGCGGUCAGGUCCGAUCGUUGCAGCGAGUUGCGGCACAGAAACAACCUGGCUGGUCUGUCCACUUUGCGGGCUUCCCGUCGCAGAGUUGA